This is a messenger RNA of Abrus precatorius (Indian licorice), 654 nucleotides long. Its product is annotated as basic leucine zipper 43-like. The record is from RefSeq and is a predicted model, not a curated record. Lineage: Eukaryota; Viridiplantae; Streptophyta; Magnoliopsida; Fabales; Fabaceae. Gene Ontology annotation, biological process: regulation of DNA-templated transcription. The transcript has a single exon. Bases 1 to 654 code for a protein of 217 amino acids. Gene Ontology annotation, molecular function: DNA-binding transcription factor activity.
AUGGAAGGCAAUGAAGAUGAUGAACUCCAUGGAGUACCUUAUGCUUCCGUAACUCAGUAUCUUCACUACCCUCCAACCCAGAAACCAAUCAUGGCUUCAAGCCUCCUUAACAUGGAAACUGGGGAAGGCCAUACCUUGACCCAUGUGGGUUCAUCUCAUGGUUUACAUCAUAUUCCAUUUUACUGCUCCGAAUUACACCUUCCUAGCAACAGCAGCAAUCCAAUUCAAAUCCCACUCCAUAAAUCCUCUCCAAACACAUCAUCAAAUAGUAAUAACACAACCAACAACAACAACAACAAUUCUGAUGAAGCAAAGGCUCUCCUUGAAGACAGAAAGAAGAAAAGAAUGUUCUCCAACAGAGAAUCUGCUCGCCGGUCACGAAUGCGAAAGAAGCAACAGAUUGAAGUGUUGCAGUAUCAUGUUGAUCAACUGCAGACAUUGAACCAUCAACUGUCCCAAAAGAUCAUUUACUUGUUGGAAUGUAACCAACAAAUCCAUCAACAAAAUGCUCAACUCAAAGAGAAAGUUUCAUCUCUUCAAGUAGCCCUCUCUGACUUGUUAGUUCCUGCUGGAAGUGCUGAACAACCUCAUCACAUCCCUAAUGGUUUCCUAGCUGAGCCUUCAACUCGACCAAUUGCAACUUCUAGAGCAUAG